UUUAAAGGGUUAAUCCAUUAUUAAUCUAAGCUCAAAAUUAAUUAAGAUGGUUUAUAAGAGUACUACCGCUAAGAGCCUACUCCUACUCUUCAUUCUCCUUUUCUCUGUGAGCUUGUUUAAUUAUGUUCGCGCUUUCGAUUUCGAGGUUGGCGGCGAUGAUGGGUGGGCCGUCCCGCCCGCGAAGGAUCCCGACAUGUACAACGACUGGGCCUCGAAAAACCGGUUUCAGGUCGACGACACGAUUCAUUUCAAGUACAAGAAGGAUUCAGUGAUGGUGGUGAGGGAGGAGGACUACAAGAAGUGCCGGUCGACACACCCGAUAUUCUUCUCGAACAAUGGUGCGACGUUGGUGAAGCUCGACCGGUCGGGCUUGUUCUACUUCAUCAGCGGUGUCGCGGGACACUGCGAGAGGGGCCAGAAGAUGAUCAUCAAGGUGAUGGGCCACUCCGACGGCCCUGGCGCAUCGCCUGGUGGGAACCAAACCGGAACUCCUCCCCCGCCGGGCGCACCGGACUCGGGUGUCGCCGGUCCCGACAUGGCCAGGGUUCUUGCAAUGGCUUCUGUUCAGUUGGUUUUGGUCUUGGUUGGUUCCAUCUUUUUCUAGGGUUUUAGUAUGUUGUUGGGGUGGAAAGAGUGUGGGAGUUAGGGUUCUUAGGUGUUUCAUUUUGUGUUCUCUUUGG
Messenger RNA from Ananas comosus (pineapple), 680 nucleotides. RefSeq names its product mavicyanin-like. The transcript has 2 exons. Lineage: Eukaryota; Viridiplantae; Streptophyta; Magnoliopsida; Poales; Bromeliaceae. The coding region runs from base 47 to 604 and encodes 185 amino acids. Gene Ontology annotation, cellular component: plasma membrane. The record is from RefSeq and is a predicted model, not a curated record. Gene Ontology annotation, molecular function: electron transfer activity.